Messenger RNA from Brachypodium distachyon (stiff brome), 2650 nucleotides. RefSeq names its product histone-lysine N-methyltransferase EZ3. Gene Ontology annotation, cellular component: PcG protein complex. Gene Ontology annotation, biological process: chromatin remodeling. Lineage: Eukaryota; Viridiplantae; Streptophyta; Magnoliopsida; Poales; Poaceae. The record is from RefSeq and is a predicted model, not a curated record. Gene Ontology annotation, molecular function: protein binding; histone methyltransferase activity. The coding region runs from base 99 to 2375 and encodes 758 amino acids. The transcript is spliced from 17 exons.
CCGUUGCCGUCUUGAGCCUAGGCUGCAACAGAGAGCAGAGCCGUCGCCGCGUCGACAGGGAGAACGGAGGAGGAGAGAAGUCGGCUCGCGCCACCGCCAUGGCGUCGUCGUCGUCCAAGAUCUCCGACUCCUCCUCCCACCGGGACGGUCCCAAGGGGCUGGGCGUGGACGCCUCCGGCCUGUCAGCACUCCACGGGAAGCUGAAGCAGCUGAAGUGCCAAGCCGAAUUAGUCCGCCUCGCGUCGAUCAAGGACAUGAUGGAGGCAAACAGGAGGGCGCUGCAGAGGCACACGUGCGGGCUAUUCGAUGUGGCCGCAGCGGCGGAGGCCUCAUCGAGGGGUACGGAGGGCGGCAACGUGCUGUCGCAGCGCUCCGCGGAGGGGCAUUCCAGGAUCGUGGGGUGGAACCUGGCCAGUGGGUCGGGUGAGAGGGAGGUGGUGCACGUGCAGGAGGAAAAUCAGUCAGCCGUCGGGACGCUGGCGCUCUCGAGCUCCGGCGGCAGCGCGGUGCAAAGGAUUGUUGUGCGGCUCGUGAAUCUGCCGUUGGUUGAUAAAAUUCCUUCAUACACCACCUGGACCUUUCUGGACAAAAACCAAAGGAUGGCCGACGAUCAAUCAAUUGUUGGUAGGAGGAGAAUUUACUAUGAUUCAGUUGGCAAUGAGGCUUUGAUCUGCAGUGAAAGUGAUGAAGAAAUUCCAGAACCUGGGGAAGAGAAGCAUGUUUUCACAGGAGAAGAAGAUCAGCUAAUAUGGAAAGUUACUCAAGAACAUGGGUCAAGCCAAGAGGUUUUAAGUGCCAUCUGCCAGUUUGUUACUGCUUCUCCUUCUGAAAUUGAGGAUAGAUCUAAAUUUCUUUGUGUGAAAAAUGACAAGUACUCUGGAUUUUCCGAAAAGACAGAGAGCCACCUUGACAAGACUGUAGAUAUGGUUUUGGAUUCUUUUGAUAAUCUCUUCUGCCGCAGAUGUUUGGUUUUUGAUUGCCGUCUCCAUGGCUGCUCUCAGAACUUAGUAUUCCCAAGUGAGAAGCAACCCUGUGGGUUUGAACUCGAUGAGAACAAGACCCCAUGCAGUGACCAAUGCUACCUUCAAAUUGGUGACACAAGACCAGAUUUCAAAAAAUCUGGAGGCAAUCAACUAGAUGAUCCCAAGAGCAAAACUUCUAACAAAAAUAGUGGUGGUGGAAGCCCAACUAGUACUACCGAGGAUGCAGCAAUGGAGAGUAGCAAUAAAGAAUCAGCUGCAAAGAAUUUGCUCAGUUCCAGCAGGGAGGACACUCUUUCUUGUUGGAGUACCCUAGAGAGAGGUUUAUAUUUGAAAGGAGUUGAGAUAUUUGGGAAAAAUAGUUGUCAAAUAGCCAGAAAUACAUUAGCUGGCCUGAAAACAUGCAUGGAAGUGGCUAGCUACAUGUACAACAACGGUGCAGCAAUGGCAAAGAGGCAUCUCCUGGGUAAAUCGAUCUCUGGUGAUUUUGCAGCUGAACAAGAUUACAUGGAGCAAGAAGUGGUUCCAAGAACAAGGAUCUGUCGUCGGAGGGGCCGAAUUCGAAAGAAUAAAUAUACUUCAAAGUCUUCCGGGCAUCCAGCUGUUAGGAAAAGAAUUGGUGAUGGGAAGAAAUGGGAAACACAGUAUACACCAUGUGGUUGCCAGCAAAUGUGUACCAAAGGUUGUCCCUGUAUGGAUAAUGUGACUUGCUGUGAGAAAUACUGUGGGUGUUCAAAAAGCUGCAAAAACAGGUUUAGAGGCUGUCAUUGUGCAAAAAGUCAGUGCAGAAGCAGACAAUGUCCAUGUUUCGCUGCCAGUCGAGAAUGUGAUCCGGAUGUUUGCAGAAACUGCUGGGUGAGCUGUGGAGAUGGAUCACUAGGUGAGCCACCAGCAAGAGGUGAUGGUUAUCAGUGCGAAAACAUGAAACUCCUUUUAAAACAACAACAAAGGAUUUUGCUUGGAAGAUCUGAUGUUGCAGGUUGGGGUGCAUUCACUAAGAACCCUGUGCAAAAGAAUGAUUAUCUUGGAGAAUACACCGGUGAAUUGAUUUCUCAUAAAGAAGCAGACAAGCGAGGCAAAAUUUAUGAUCGAGCAAACUCUUCAUUCCUGUUUGAUUUAAAUGACCAGUAUGUAUUGGAUGCGAAUCGCAAGGGGGACAAAUUAAAGUUUGCGAAUCACUCCUACAACCCCAACUGCUUUGCAAAGGUGAUGAUGGUGGCUGGUGACCAUCGUGUUGGUAUCUAUGCAGGCGAGCGUAUUGAAGCUAGUGAGGAACUCUUCUAUGAUUACCGAUAUGGACCUGACCAAACUCCACACUGGGCAAAGAGACCAGAAGGAUCAAAGAAGGAGGAACCAUCUGGCUCUCACCGCCGAGCACACAAAGUUGCUCGAUAGUUGAAGUGCAGCUGGCAUGAUACAAUCUGCUGCCAGUGCUCUCAUGGCCGAGCACACAAAGUUGCGCAGAUGGGAUGAUACAAUCUGCUGCCAGUUAUACCAUAAUUUAUACAGAUUUUAGUCGCAGUACAUUAUACAAGGAUACCAUUUGUUGGCAUGAUAAAAAAUUAUGUAUUCAUUAGUAAAUGAACUCGCAGGCCAAGCUUGCGAAUGACCAAAGAAUAAGCUUUCGUGGAUUUAGUUAAUAGUAUAAAGUCUGAAUUAUAACAUUACUA